This is a messenger RNA of Electrophorus electricus (electric eel), 3163 nucleotides long. The record is from RefSeq and is a predicted model, not a curated record. NCBI's taxonomy places the organism in Eukaryota, Metazoa, Chordata, Actinopteri, Gymnotiformes, Gymnotidae.
AUGCCGAAAACGGAAGCAUACCUCUGUUAUGUCCCUGGUGACCUCCAGCGAGAGCUAGCCUACCUGAGAACACAUGUUUUUCCUCACCUGGAUUCACUUUGUGAGGCAAGAGGUGUUUGCUUCAAACCCGUAGACAUUCGUUAUAUGCAAAAUAACGAUGAGCAUGAGAAAGAAUACAACCUCCAGCCAAACCAAAGGCUCUCCUCUCAUGUCCACCAGCAGUAAAAGACCAGGUCUGACCUUAUCAACUCAUCCUCCUCUUUCCUCUGUCUUCUUGGGACCCGCUAUGGCGGUUUUCUCUCUGAGGGGGCUAGGUCGUCUCCGUCAGGUCAGCCGGAGAGAGAACCAUGCGGCUUGUCAGAAGUGGUGUGGAAUCUGCGUGGAGCUGUACGUGGUGGCUGCUCUUGGGUCAUGGAAGAAAGGCAUCGGACCUGCAGCCUGAAUGAGCUGGAGAUCAUCCAGGCUGCCAUCAGAGACAAGCCCAUGCACUGCUUUUUCUACUUUAAAGACGGCACUGCUCAGGUCGCUGAGGAUGCCUAAGACGCCAAAGGUGAAAGCCGAAGGCUGUUCCACGGGCUCUCGGGCAGUCAGAGUGUACAUGAGGCAAAGCGACUGUGGGAGAUGAAAAGCAGGAUCAUAAACACCUGUCUCCCCGUCAGAUUCUUCAGAGACCUGCAGGAACUAGGGCACCUGGUAAAGAGAGACUGGAAAAGCAUCAUUGCUUUACCCCCGUUUCCAGAACAGCAGUCCAUCUCGGGUUAUUGGGAGCUUCAGUGUCAUGAGAGCCAUAUUCAGGCACUGAAUCGUGUGUUUGUGCCUUCGAGACAAACCACAGAAGCACUGGAGUUAUUCAGUGCAUUUGUGUUUCCUGUAGUUCACAUGGAAAAGUGCAAACAGCCAGAUGAUCCAGGGCUUCAGUGUAUUUGUAACAUUGAUAAAAGAGAACCAGAGAGGCCCAUUCUGUUACUUAGUGGAGAGAGGGGUUGUGGGAAGUCAACUCUGGUUGCACAGUGGCUUCAUGAGUUCUGCCAGCGAAACUCCAAAAUUCCAGUUAUCCCACAUUUUUGUGGGAUCGGCAGAGCCAGUAAAGACGUCCGAUCUAUGCUAAGGCGAUGCACUGCUGAACUUCGGAAAGUGUUCUAUGAUGAGCUGCCGGAGUGGGUUGAAGGUUUGGAGGAGCGUGUUGAGGCCAGGCCCCUGCAUGGGGAGGUGCAGGACUUCACUGCUGCAGCUCAUCUGGGGCCCUGAGUUUUCCUGGUGGAUGGCAUAGAUCUUCUGACUGACACACUGGGCUUAUCUCUGCAGAAGGUGAAGGAACUGAGAUGGUUACCAGCUGCUUUGCCUUCCCACUGCAAGCUGAUACUCACCACCACCACCACAGACCUUACUUACAAAAACCUCGUCAGGAGGUCAGAGGUCCAGGUGGUAACGUGGCCCGGGCCAUCUGACCCCUGCAUCCAGCCAAACAUCUUACGCCACCAUUUGGCCUUACCAUGCAAAGACCUGCCUGCCUUGCUCCUGCAAGGAAUCAUGGGUAAGAAACUCAGCCACCUCCCAGUGGUCCUCGCCAUCCUCGUCAGUGAGCUCCGGACAUGCGGGAUGCAGAGAGAGGAGGAGGAGGAGGGAGAGUUGAUGGUGGAGUAUUUGGAGGUGGAUUCUGUACCAGAGCUAUGGGUGAAAGUCAUUCGUCGCUGGGUGAAAGACUACGGUAGACCUUCUGUUGACCCAGACCCAGUUCCCAAGGGCCCAGGACCAAACACUGUAGCAUCUAUGCAAGUUUCCUCUUUUCCACCUCUGGAGCUGAGAGGCUGGGGGUGGGACACCCUGUGCCUGAUCCACUUUUCUCGCUCUGGGCUGUCUGAGGCCGAGAUCCUGGCCCUGCUGGGUUACCUGGGCCACAGCGGUCCCUGCUGGGUCCAGGCGCUGGAGUGGUCCCUUGCCUUUGGUCCGUGGGUCCAGAAGAAUCCGAAUGGCCUCCUGUGUUUCAGCCACCAGUCCCUCAGCCAGGCCAUGGAGCUACUUUUACUGGGUAAAAGACGACAGAGGAGCCGGUCCUUCUUCCAUCGUAUUCUGGCCAGGUUCUUUUAGAGGCCCACCGAGGCACCCAGGGCCUGGGAGCGCAAGUUGGAGGAGCUGCCCUGGCACCUGCAGCGGACUGGCGCCUUCCAGGAACUUCAUCGUGUACUCACUCACCCAGCAGCUAUGGGGUUCUUGUCGAGUUCUUGGAGACAGUAUCCACAGCUAAGACUCGAUGUUGUUGGUUACUGGACCCUGCUGAGCCAGAGAGGCUACGAUCCAGUCUCUUCACUCCAGAGGCUGCAUGUACUUAAUGGUAUCGUUCCUCCUAUGGUGGACAGUAAGGACAUGUCCAUUGCUAAAGCUGAGACACAUACAGGUUGUGGCCUGCCAAGUUUCGGCAUUGCGGGAAAGUUGGCACUUUUUUUCCUCCACGUUCUGCUUUCUUUGGGCAAGAGCAAAGAAGCAGAGGACAUACUGUUGCUAGCCGAGACAGCCAUUCAGCAGGUGAGACCCGGAGUGAAGCAGCACUGUCUCCUCCGUGCCUUUAGCAAAUAUACAGACCCCAGACAGCUCAAGCUCUCCGCUGCUCCAUUCUUACUGAUCACUCGCGUUCUUCUCAGAGCAUUCCGAAGAAAAGCUCAGAGCUGCGCCGAAACUGUUUUCCACAUUGUCCUUCUCAGGCAGAGCAGCCGGAUGGAGCCGGGACGAGCCCUGCGCGAAGUCCGGCAUGCCCAGGCUGAGCUCCAACUCCACCUGCAUCAGCUGCAAAAGGCGGAGGCGUACUGCAGCAAGGGGCCGGAGAUGGCGCGCCUCCUUCCAGCUGCCGUUCCGGACCGUGCAGAGGACGUCAGGUUGAUAAAAGGUGGAGGACGAUCCGGGUCUGUCCAUAAAUGUAACGUGCUACUGCAGAGUUCCUGUAAAGCUGAAAGGAGGGAGGUGCUGAGUCUGCUACAGAGGGCUUCUAACCUGGGACACCUGCUCACCAGAGAACUAGAGCAGUAAACAAUCGUCAUCAAGUCUGAUAGAAUGGAACUAGUAUUUCCGAAUAGUUUUUAACUAAUAAAAAAAGAAAAAACACAACAACAAGAAAAAGGUUUUAUCUUUUCUUUUAGUGUCCUAAAUACAGGUGCUGUAGGAGUUAGGA